AUGUACCACAAUGCAACUGAUGUUACAGGACACUGCUGGGAAGGGUAUUACUGCACCCAGGGUUCAGACCAGCCCAAUCCUGAGGCUCAGCUCAAUGAUCACAGUGCUGGUCCAUGUCCUUCUGGUCACUACUGUCCAAGGGGCACAGCUGUUCCCAAGCAGUGUCCUGUGGGAACAUUUGCCGCUAGCACCAAGCUAAUAUCUGAGGCCGAGUGUUCUUCCUGCCUGCCAGGCCAUUACUGCAACACUCCUGGUCUGACGGCACCAACAGGAUUGUGUGAAGAAGGAUACUACUGCAUUCUGGGCUCCACCGUCCCCAACAUACCAGCCAUGGAUGAGACUGGAGGCCCAUGCCCCAGAGGGUAUUUUUGCCCUCAGGGCACAGCCAAUCCUUUGCCUUGCCCGGAAGGGUCAUAUAAUCCUUUACAGAGGCAAGCCACCUGCCUCACCUGCCCUAGCGGAUACUUCUGUCCCAAUAAUUCCUCCUCUUUGGAUGGGAACAAAUGUCCAGUUGGCCACUACUGUCCUAUAGGCACUGUCUCAGAAAGCCAGUUCCCAUGUCCCCAAGGGACUUACAAUGCAAACACAGGAAGCAGCAAUCCAUCUGUCUGCAUAGCAUGUGAUCCAGGCCAUUACUGUGCCCUGACGGGUCAGUCUCAUGUCACAGGUCCUUGCUUGGCGGGGUACUUCUGCACCACUGGGGCUACCACCCCAACACCUGCAAAUGGUCUGGCUGGAAAUGUAUGCCCAAAGGGGCAUUACUGCCCUGAAGGAUCUGCCCUUCCCCAGCCCUGUCCUCAUGGUUUCUACAGCAACUCUACAGGAAACACCAAGACUGAAGACUGUCUUCUGUGUCGUGCAGGAUAUUUCUGUGAUGGGACAGGGCUUGCUGCCCCUUCUGGUCUCUGUCACACUGGAUUCUACUGCAGCGGAGGAGCCGUUUCUCCAAGACCUCAGCUGGUAACAAGUGGAGGGGGACAAUGCCCACCUGGUCAUUACUGUGUCUCAGGGAGUGGAAGACCACAGCUAUGCCCAGCAGGAAGCUAUAGCCCCUUCUGGGGAAUGGCCCAGUGUUUGGAAUGCCCAGAAGGUGUUUACUGUGAUGUUGGUUCAGCUAAUUACACCAACUGCCCAGUCGGGCACUACUGCCCACGUGGUACAAAGUUUGCCACUCAGUUCCCUUGUCCAAGGGGGACCUACAGUGAGAUUCUUAACAUCAAGACCGUCUUGGAUUGCCAGCUAUGCCCUCCUGGAAAGUUUUGCUCCAAGCCGGGCUUGGUAAGCCCAGAUGGCAUGUGCAUGCCCGGAUGGUACUGCCCUCCUGGGUCAACUUCAGGCAAGCCGAUAUCCCCAGGAAACAGCACUGGAUCCACUGUCCAAGCUUCUGGUUUAAUUCAAAUAUGUCCUGCUGGAGCAUUCUGUCCGGAGGGAUCUCCUGUUCCCAUCCCUUGCACUCCAGGUUUUUACUGUGCCUCUUCAGAAUUGGCUGCACCUUCAGGCCCUUGUGAUGCCGGCUUCUACUGCACUGGGGGCUCCACCAUCCCUAACCCAAUAGAUGGGGUAGUGGGAGAUAUUUGUCCUGGAGGCCAUGUCUGCCCACAGGGAAGCUCAUCUCCCAUUCCAUGCCUCACAGGCUCCUUUCUGGGCGACCGAGGUGGUGAGUCACUGCAAGACUGCCGUCUUUGUGUGGCUGGCUGGUUCUGUUCCCUCCGAGGUCAAACUUCCCCAGAGGGUUUGUGCAUGGCAGGCUGGUUCUGCCCAGAAGGAUCGGUAUCUGACCAGAAUCCAGACUACCUCUGUCCUCUUGGUCACUCUUGCCCCACGGGCAGCCCACAGCCCAAGCCAUGCCCCCCUGGAAAAUACCAGGAUGAAACUGGUCAAAGCCUGUGCAAAAUCUGCCCAGCAGGAAAGUUCUGUGAUCCUGAUUUCCAAGCACAGGAUUCCAAAAACACCUCUCCACGAGGAGUGGUGAAGCCAUUGGACUGCCUGCCUGGAUACUACUGCCUCUCAGGGACAGAAACUGCCAAGCAAUUCCCAUGCCCCAAUGGCACCUUCAGUAACCAGACAGGCCUGAGCAGCUCCAAGGAAUGCACACCCUGUCCUGGAGGCCAGUUCUGUGCAAACCCAGGUCUUGUUACCUCUAGCGGCCCUUGCUUGCCUGGGUAUUACUGCACCCUGAAAGCACAAGUACCAAACCCUGUUCACGAUGAAAGUGGAGACAUGUGCCCCGCAGGGCAUUUCUGCCCCUUGGGUAGCAGCAGCCCAACACCAUGCCCGAGUGGGACUUUUCUAACCCAGCCUGGGAUGUUGUCCCUCAAUGCCUGCUUGCCCUGCCCUGGAGGAAGUUUCUGCCAAGGAGAAGGUCUGGUCAGCGUUUCUGGGAUAUGUCACCGCGGCUACUACUGUGAUUUGCUGUCUACGCAUCCUGACCAGAAGCUCUGCCCCGAAGGAUUCUACUGCCCCAAAGGCACAGGGUCCCCAGUUCCAUGCCCUUCAGGAAGCAUCAAUCCCCACAGUGGGAAAUGGGAUCCCACAGACUGCAAGCUCUGUCCAGCGGGGCAUUUCUGCAGUGGGCCGGGAAAGGCUGCCCCAGAAGGGAUGUGCAUCGCCGGGUACUAUUGCCCCCCAGGACAGACCUCUGCCACACCUGCUUCCCAUCGGUGCCCACGUGGAUUUUACUGCCUUCAGGGAUCCGUGGCUCCAGCAGCUUGCCAGAAAGGAACCUACCAAUUGGAGGAAGGGAAAGAGUCAUGUGAUCUCUGCCCAGCCGGGUUCUUCUGUGAAUCAUCCAACCAAACUGCUGCUAUCCAGGCCCCCAAGCCAUGCCCUCUGGGGCAUUUUUGCCCCCCUGGCACUACAUCUGGCACAGAACACCCAUGCCCCAGAGGCACAAAUGGGCCCACGGCUGGUGCUGCUGAGGAAUCUGACUGUCAGCCCUGCCCAGCAGGAAUGUACUGCUCCUCUCCUGGACUGUCCCAACCGACUGGUCUUUGUCAUCAAGGCUACUAUUGUACCAGGGGAGCAGUCAACCCUGCUCCCGUGAGACACAGGGUGGAUUCUUCCAGCUUCCUCCUAACCGGGAAUGACAUCUGCCCUCCUGGGCAUUUCUGCCCCAAUGGGACUGGAUAUCCCGUUCCUUGCCCACCUGGCUCCUUUUCCGCUUCUCUGGGUCUGAACGCAGAGAGCGAGUGCCAGCCUUGCCCAGCUGGACUCUACUGCAGCCAAUCAGGGAUGUCUGAUCUGUCCCAGAUGGCACCAUGUAAUGAAGGGUGUGUUUGCCUUGAGGGAAAUGCUGCUCCAUGCCCCAGCGAUGGGAUUCAUGGGUACAGAUGCCCUAGAGGAUUCCGUUGCCCUGAGGGUGCCAUUCUGGAAGUUCCUUGUGAGCCUGGCAUGUUUAGCCCCAUGGUUGGGGCCAGCUUCUGCCUCCCUUGCCCAGCGGGUACAGCUUGCCCUUAUGCUGCUACUGUGGAGCCACUCAGCUGCCCCAGAGGUUACUACUGCCCAGCUCAGACAGCCAUCCCUUUGCCAUGUCCUGCUGGGACCCUGAACACCCUGGAGGGGGCGCUCUCCUCCAAUGCCUGCAAACCAUGCCCAGUUGGGAGGUACUGCAGUGGAAAUGCUAACUGGGAACCUGAUGCUGCUGCUGCUGCACCUGACUUUCUCUGA
Messenger RNA from Zootoca vivipara (common lizard), 3666 nucleotides. NCBI's taxonomy places the organism in Eukaryota, Metazoa, Chordata, Lepidosauria, Squamata, Lacertidae. The record is from RefSeq and is a predicted model, not a curated record.